GGUGGCUGAUCAAAGAGCAAAUGCGCAGAUGAUCUCAGGUUUACAGGGGAUGAGAUUCAGCUUGCAGUGUUACCCCUGACCCUAUCGUGUAUAAAUCUGGAAUGCUCUUCAAACGAUUACAGUCUUCCGCCUUUUCCUCCUUUCAGACUCACAACUAGAUUGCCACGCUCGCUACACCAUCCGCUCGCUUUUACAACACAGAGAAGUCACAUCACCAGAACUCAUCGAUACCUCGAGUUCUCUUCUUCUUCUCACAAAGAUCUGAAACCAACCAAUCCACCAUGAAGAGCGCGACUGUCGCCACUCUCCUCGCCUGCUUGGGCACAGCCGCCGCCCAAGGAGUCACCAUCUCCCUGCCAUCGGGGGUCUCCCUCCCCUCGGGCAUCACCCUCCCGUCUGGCGUCUCCAUCGUCACGGCUGGAGCGAGCUCGACGGCCCAGGCCAACGCCAACAGGAGGUACCACAAGCGCCAGAAUGGCGGCUUCAGCAUUUCCGGACUCUCGAUCGGCCUUCAGCGGACUGCCAACAACGCGGCCGCUCAGCAAACCGAUCAAGCAAACGCGGCUAACGCUGAUAACGCGGACGCUGGCAAUGCCUGAGCCAUCAAAAUUUUGCAUUCAGCAGCGCUUGAGGGUCAGGGAGGGGUAUAAAGAUUAGGGAAACAACAGGUUGGAUGUCUAGCUGGAUGUUUUCGCAAGGGUCUUGCUCUAUUCGUGUUCUACUUGAUGGACUUGGGUCAUUCCUUUUGGGAACAGUUGACGGAGAGAGGGGUUCCGAUAAAGGAGGGUUUUAAAUAGCGAUGAACACGGUUGCUUCAACUGUUUAGAGUAAUAGUUGACUCUGGAUUUUUUUUAAAAAAAAAAAAAGUCCCAGCCGGAAGCCUCAAGAUCGAUCAAGAAAAAUUUUG
Thermothelomyces thermophilus ATCC 42464 is the source of this 907-nucleotide messenger RNA. RefSeq lists its product as uncharacterized. Bases 282 to 599 code for a protein of 105 amino acids. NCBI's taxonomy places the organism in Eukaryota, Fungi, Ascomycota, Sordariomycetes, Sordariales, Chaetomiaceae. The record is from RefSeq and is a predicted model, not a curated record. The transcript has a single exon.